AUGCCAGAGGUGGGAUCGGACGCAGUGACUGACAUAGCCAAGCAUUUCGGCUACGCUUGCCGCGCGCGGCCUGCUCCGCGCACAAUUGACGGCGUUUUCGCAAAGGAGAAUACAUGGACCUCGCAGGCGUGCGAGUGCUAUAGAGGCUACUUUUGGAAGGAGUCAUUGGGUUUGGUAAUUUGCCCUCGAGUCAGUCAUCCACAUGCAAGCAGUACUGACCAGUCGGGCUGGGCUACCCAGUUAUUUGGUGGUGGUGGUGGUGGUGGUGGUGGUGGUGGUGGUGCUAGAAGGUUGACAUCGCUGCAUCCAACGAGACCCAGGUCUCACAAAAUGCCAACUGGGGGAGGUGAGUUCCGGUUACGCCUUCUUCUGGAUUGGCUGCCCCAAAGCAGAGCGACGUGACUCGAGCGUGGCCUUUUACAUCUGGAACAGCAUCAUGGGACAACUGCCUUGUCGGCCGCAGGGCAUCAACGAUCGGCUGACGAGCCUGCACCUGCCUCUUCGGGGAUCCAUCUUCGUCACCAUCAUCAUCAUCCCCUACGCCCCAACAAUGACCGGCUCAGACGAAGCGAAGACAAAAUUCUACGAGGAUCUGCACGCCCUUCUGGCGACUGUGUCGAAGGAGGAUAAGUUGAUUGUUCUUGAUAGUUUUAAUGCCCACGUCGGCACAGACCAUACUGCCUGGACCCUCACGGAAUCGCCGGCUGCAUCGACAAUUGCCUCCCGCUCCUGCGAACCUGCGCUGAACACCGCCUUCUGCUGGCCAACACAUUCUUCCGCCCACCGAUGA
Molecule: messenger RNA, 790 nt
Organism: Spirometra erinaceieuropaei
Lineage: Eukaryota; Metazoa; Platyhelminthes; Cestoda; Diphyllobothriidea; Diphyllobothriidae
Source: the annotation of a GenBank genome assembly